AUGGCUCACGUGUCGAGCAUCCAAGAGGUCGAGUCUGUGAGAGAUGCCCUGCUGCAAGAUCGCAAAAUCAUGGCGGCUACGCACAACGUGGCAGCCUGGCGUUUUCGGUACACAGAUCCCGCGAUAUGGGAGGACUUCACUGACGACGGUGAAGCAGGAGCCGGGAGACGCUUGUUGGCAGUGCUCAAGAAGCGCGGGGAUAAGGACAUCGUCGUCAUAGUCACUCGCUGGAGAGGCAUCAUUCACUUGGGUGUGGACCGGUUCAGGAACUACUGCAAGGCAGCAGUGCAGCUGCUGGAAAACGAGGAUGGAGGGCCAGGGCGCCAGGGGAGCAAGAAGAGAGGACAGUGA
Messenger RNA from Symbiodinium necroappetens, 351 nucleotides. Lineage: Eukaryota; Dinophyceae; Suessiales; Symbiodiniaceae. The record is from the annotation of a GenBank genome assembly.